Nematostella vectensis (starlet sea anemone) is the source of this 868-nucleotide messenger RNA. Its product is annotated as 28S ribosomal protein S15, mitochondrial. The transcript is spliced from 7 exons. Gene Ontology annotation, biological process: translation. Gene Ontology annotation, cellular component: ribosome. Gene Ontology annotation, molecular function: structural constituent of ribosome. Bases 177 to 683 code for a protein of 168 amino acids. The record is from RefSeq and is a predicted model, not a curated record. Lineage: Eukaryota; Metazoa; Cnidaria; Anthozoa; Actiniaria; Edwardsiidae.
AGGGCUUUAGAGAAGUUAUGUUAGAAGGUUGGACUAGAAAACACUAUGAUAAGGCUUUCACUUGCAAGUCGAACUUUACUGCGAUCUAGUUUCGUGAACGUAGCUCAAAUUCGAGCUUUUUCUGCUGUGAAACCUCAAGAUGGUAGAAAACGUUAUGCGCAGUGCCACAUGCGCAGAUGUCAUCCAGUGUGUCAAUAUAUGAUGACCUAACAACAACAGACUCUUCCAUGGGAAGAAAGUGGAUUUGUGGUUAUGAGAAUAUCAAAGAGCUUGAAGCGGCACCAGAGAAUGUGAAAAGAAUCUUCAGUCUUGAGAAUGCGAACAGGGUUGAGAAGAGAAAAGUUGAAGAACAAGAAGUGAAAAACAACUAUGAAGGCUACUCACAAAGAUCUGUUGCUGAACUGACUUUGAAGAUCAACACACUUGAAAGACACAUGAAAGAAAGGCCAAAAGAUAAACACAACAAAGUGUUUCUACACUGGCUGACAGACCAGCGUAAGAAAAAGCUGAAGCAUCUAAAAAACAAGGAUUUUCCAGGUUACCUUCAACUCCUUCAAGAGCUGAAUAUACCUGAGCUAGAAAGCCCUCAUAGCAAGUGGAAUAAGUACAAGUUUAGGAAAUUUAAGAUUGGUGUGGAAGUUAAGGAGAAGAGGAGCUUCCUGGACAGGAAAAUUAUCACUUGAGAAAAGACAUGUAUUUCACAGAGCACAGAAAUUAGCUCAUGCCGAGAAAAAAAGUUGGGUACAGUUAAAACCUUACACCUAGUACAGUAAAAAAACCUGUAGCCUAGAAUAAGCACCCUCAAAGUAAGAACCAUUCAAGGCCAAAGAAACUGUUUCUUAUAUUAAAUAAAUUGAUCGUGGAAAGA